CAAAAGCUCCAGUUGCAUUCGGUGGAGACAGGCACUCGUCAAAGCAGAUUUUAAAUCCCAGGGGAGACCACACUGUGUUAGGAAGCCAUACAGGGAGAACAUGCCUGUUAGUGCACAGUCACUGGCCUGCCAGAGCGCCCUGCCUUUGUUACUGGGGCUGAGGCAGAACGUCACCUUCGCCAUCGACACCUCAGAGGGCAUGUACUCCGUGCUGCGCCCCGCCAAAGACCUCCUCCUUCAGACGCUGGCGGCCAAGGCUACACUCCGGGACUCUCUCUUCAACCUCAUUGGCUACUCGCACAAGGUGACAAAGUGGCAUAACCAUAUGGUCACCUGUUGUCCUGACUUGGCCUGUGAGGCACAGGGCUGGAUCCAUGCCCUACACUGCACCCCAGGCAGGAAUCUUCUGGGCGCUCUGUCUGAAGCCUUAGCUGACCCUGCCUGCCAGGUAGUCCACCUACUGACCAACGGCUUGCCGGAUAACCCCCGGGAGCUUUUGCGAGAAGUUCCUCGCAUGGUGAAAACUCGCCGGGUGCACGUCUUUUAUCUGUCUGAUAAGGGCUUUCCAGACGACAGGACACUGGAGUAUCUGCAGUGUCUCUCUCUCUCCACCAGGGGGGGUUGUCAUGUCCUCUCCCUCUGCGCUUCAGCUGCUGUAGAGGUAAAGCAACUAUACUUGAAAGAAAGCUGUCCCACAACGUCAAGAGCCACUGAUGUUAAGUACUGCAGUGCAGGUGGCGUUCAUAACACAGCCCCGUCCUGGGAGUCACACGUGUGUCUGUCUCACCUUCCCCGCAGGUGGAUAUCCCCAGCUUCUACCUGUCACAUGUAUCCCUCUGGCCUGCAGAGGCACCGCCUGAGCAGUCCAGACUUAGCUAUAGGGAGUCGCGUGUUAGCGCAGAGAGAGCUGGACGGAUUUUACUACCUGGGCACAAUAAAAGAAGAAGUACAGGGCAGAAGAGGCAUGUUCUUGGUUGAGUUUGACAGACCGACAUGGAAGGGAGCCACGCGCGAGAGCCUGUCCCUACAGCAUGCCAGUCUGGCUAACAUUGUCCCCCACACGGAGGCGCACCAGCACAGCCUACGCCCCGGGGACAAGGUGUUAGCCCCCAGCGAUGUGGGGCUCAGCCGAUAUGAACCGGGCAGCGUACUCCUUGGGGAGGAGCUCAGGAACCUGCUUGGUGCGAGAAAUAUGAAUGGUCUCCAGGUGUUGUUCUGGAAUGGACGGCAAGCCACGGUGCCAGGGGAUCUGGGGGUGUGGAUUUCGCCUUCCCUGUACGAGCGGAUUGUGAGAGAACUGCAGUGGUCCCCGCCAGGAAUCCCGAGAAGGUGUUUCCCAGGACAGUGUCACCACGGUGACAUGUGUCACCCACCCUGGCCGUCUCGCAACUUUAGCUGCAGCCUGGGUUGCCCCUUGCCUGCUUCCCCAUUCAGCUGCUCAUGCAGGCAGUGGAGGCCCCUUCCCUUGUCCACGUGUCAUGUGAUCAGCCUCAGAGAUGAAGAAGAGGAAAGACCCUGGGAGGACCUGGAGAGGAAGGUGGACUUCCAACUGAAGGAGCUUCAGGAGGAGAGGAAAAUUCCUUCCUCCUCCUCUUCACACUCAUCUGGGGGCAACAGUGAUGCUUCAGAUGGAGCUUUAAAGUCUUCUGGAGUGGAGAUGAUGAGCCAGGCGACCAACACUGACCUGUGUCUCCUGCACAAGCCAAGUUCAGCAUCACUAGGACGACCUCAGUGGAAGUACUGGAGAAGAAGUCAGACUGAACCCCAGCACAAGCUGUCCAGUGGCCCUGUGCACAAAAGCCUGGUGAAGAAAACUUUCAGUGCAAAUCGAAAGUCCGAGAAUGGAACGGACGGCUCGACCAAUCACAGCUCGCUUUUUCAACCAGUUCCAGUUUCUGGAGGAACAAGAACCACGGUUAAGGAUGCGCUAGGUCAGAGUGACAUCGCAGAGUGCGGCUUCAGCUAGCCAGCACUGCUAAAACUGUUUGUGUUGGACAAUGGUGAGAUCUAAUCAGCUGACUGAAACUGGCAAACGUGAUUGUGCUGCUAUUGCCAGAUGUUUCUUUAUCGCAUUAAAGUUUUCAGUCUCAGAGUCGGGAUUGUUUUUUUAACUCAUGUAUAAGGUUUUUUGAAUGAAUAAGCAUGUCAGAAGUCAGUAAGACAGUAAGGUUUUGAAAUUGUAUUGUUCUCAUUCAGGGAUUAAUACAAUUAAUUUCACAUCAUAUCUUUUGUAAAAAAUAUGUCUGCCUAUUGUAUAUUAAUAUCUGCUAAAUAUUAGACUUCUGUGUAAUGUUAUCCAGACCAGCGAAUAAAAUGUUUCUUUUCAGGCUCCAGUAA
Paramormyrops kingsleyae is the source of this 2337-nucleotide messenger RNA. The record is from RefSeq and is a predicted model, not a curated record. NCBI's taxonomy places the organism in Eukaryota, Metazoa, Chordata, Actinopteri, Osteoglossiformes, Mormyridae.